UCUUUAUCCAGAGAAUAUAGUGGUUCCUAUAAGGUGUCAGGACGUCACUGUCUAUUUCUCCAUGGAAGAGUGGGAGUAUAUAGAAGGACACAAGGAUCUGUACCAGGACAUAGUCAUGAUGGGGGAUCACCGGCCCCCAACAUCACCACUGGAUAUAGACCCAACAAGGAUGGAGAAGGCCAGAAAGCACAUGGCUGCCAGGAUAUUACACCUCACCCUAGAGAUAAUCCACCUGAUAACCGGAGAGGAUUACACAGUAGUGAAGAAGUGGUCUGGUGAGUGUGUGACCCCCCGUGUGUCAGGAGGAUCGGGCACCACCCAGAGCCCCACCCCCGAGGAGCCUCCACCUCAUUCACUGAUACAUGAGCAGAAGAUCCUAGAACUGACCACCAGGAUGACUGAGCUGAUGACUGGAGAGGUUCCUAUAAGGUGUCAGGACGUCACUGUCUAUUUCUCCAUGGAGGAGUGGGAGUAUAUAGAAGGACACAAGGAUCUGUACCAGGACAUAGUCAUGAUGGGGGAUCACCGGCCCCCAACAUCACAAGAUGGACAUACAGGAGAUGAAGUAAUGGAUAGAAAUCCACCCGAGAGGUGUCCCCGUCCUCUGUAUUCCCAGGACUGUCCAGAGGGAAAUGUCCCAGAGAAGCAUCAGGGGGGAGAUCUGACUAAUAAUGAAGUGGAGGAAGAAGAAGAGAGGAUGAGCGGCCAUCACCCGUGUAUGAGGGAAGUGAAGGAGGAAAUUCCAGGAGGUGUUACCCCAGAAAACCCCAUUAAUGAUGCCAAUGGGAACUUUAUAUUAUUACUAAAUCCUAAAGUAAAAGUUGAAGACAUCAUGCAGCACUCCCCAGGAGAUGACUUCCUUCCCCUUACUGUAUAUCCAGGACCUCACAGUACAGAUCUAUCCUAUAAUGCCCCUAAUCAUGGGGAACCUUCUCCUGACCCAUCACAGGUUGUUACCACAAGGACAGAUCAGAGAGAAGGGAAAAUGUUUCAUUGUGGUGAAUGUAAAAAAGAGUUUAAAACAAAUUUAGAUCUUAUAACUCACAGAAGAAGUCACACAGAGGAGAAGUAUUCAUGUUCACUGUGUGGGAAAUGUUUUACAGGUAAAAAAGAGCUUUUAUCACAUGAGAGAAUGCACAUAGCAGAGAAUCCAUAUUCAUGCUCAAAAUGUGGAGAACGCUUUACCAAAAAAACAGAUCUUGUUAUACAUCAGGAAACUCACACAGGAAAGAUGACGUAUAUAUGUCCUGAAUGUGGGAAAUUCUGUAAUUCAAAAUCAAAUCUUGUUAGACAUUUCAGAACUCACACAGGAGAGAAGCCGUAUUCAUGUUCAGAAUGUGGAAAACGUUUUUCAACUAAAGAUUAUGUAAUUGUACACCAAAAAAUUCACACUGCAGAGAAGCCGUAUUCAUGUUCAGAAUGUGGGAAACGUUUAAAAACAAAUGCCACUCUGAGUAAACAUAUGCAAAAUCACACAGGGGAGAAGCCACAUUCAUGUUCAGAAUGUGGGAAAUGCUUUGCAUAUAAAUCACUGCUUGAUAAACAUAAGAGAACUCACACAUGACCGAAGCCUUCAUAAUGUUCUGUAUGUGAAAAAUGAUUUACAAAAAUAAUCAAAUUUUAAAACUUAUCGGAGAAGAAUCUUUUUAUUCUUGUUUGGAUUUUUGUGUUAUGAAAUAAAGAUACUUACAUUGAAAUACCGGAUACAAACUGAAGAGGGAAGAGGAGUCGGGCUCACGAUUCUGGAAAUGUGCAAAAUCAUAUCACAGAAAACAGGCUCUAUGAUUCUAUAGAGACUGUUAGUAAUACUCCGAAAGAUCAUAUUGCAGACAGCAAAAAAGUCUUACUAAAUCUUAACCUUUAAAAGGAGAUAAUUAAAAGAUAAGUCGUACUGACCCGUGAUGAUAUGAAAAACAUAUACAAAUUUGUAAUAAGCAAGAAGUGAAUCCCCAAAAGGAAGAUUGUGCCCUUAUUGCCACAACACACAGAUAUAUAAGUAUCAACCCAAUUGUAUGAACAAGGAUGAGGUAAAAACUGAUUGUUUAAUGGCAAGGGCAUAAAUAACAUUAUUGAAAUAACAAUACAACAACCCGACGUGUUUUCCCCCGAUCAACAGGGUUCUUCAGGGGUGUAUAACAACACAAGGAAAAAAUGGUAUCCCAUCAGUUCCCAUCAGUCCACUAAAGGACCAUUCACUCAGAUACCCAUGGGUCUGUUCUCCAAUAAUAGUGAUUUUGUGAUGCAAUGGAUCUUUUUCUCCAGGUACAACAAUAGCCAGUCCCCAUAGCAAACCUCUCCUGCUCCGGACAGUUCCUGACACGGACAGAGGUGUCAGCAGAGAGCACUGUGGUCGGAUUGGAAAGAACUGCACAACUUCCUGUGGAGCAUACAGCAGCUGAUAAGUACUGGGUAUAGGGUAAAAAAGUUGAUUUAAAAAAAAAAAAAAUUUCCAGUGGAGUACCCCUUUAAAUACCCAAACUUGGUGCCAAACCGGGGAGGACGUCUGCCCCCAUGUGCCCGACCCCUGCUCACGGAUACAGCGGUCGGUGAACAUACAUUAGAUGCAAAAGCAUGCGCAUUGAGCGCUGUGUCCAGCGAUGGUUUGUCUGCCAGGGAGCAGUGCUGAGCUUGUCUGUGUCCCGGCAAGCUCAGCACUGAAAUCUAUUAAAAAAAAAAAGCUUUCAGCCAGGACUGGUAGGGAGACACCUAGUGGUCAUUUUUUUCAAAGUGGAAAAGUAAAUAGAAAAAAAAGCAUAUUUUUUUUAUAACAUGCUAUUGGAAAGUUAUUCUGCAUACAUUAAUCUAUAAUAUAUCAAAAGUUUU
Hyla sarda is the source of this 2823-nucleotide messenger RNA. Its product is annotated as oocyte zinc finger protein XlCOF8.4-like. Gene Ontology annotation, molecular function: DNA-binding transcription factor activity; RNA polymerase II cis-regulatory region sequence-specific DNA binding. The transcript has 9 exons. Gene Ontology annotation, biological process: regulation of transcription by RNA polymerase II. The coding region runs from base 62 to 1564 and encodes 500 amino acids. The record is from RefSeq and is a predicted model, not a curated record. NCBI's taxonomy places the organism in Eukaryota, Metazoa, Chordata, Amphibia, Anura, Hylidae.